AUGGCCGAUGCAAAUAAAGACAAUGGAAUCAGUGAAUUUUUUUAUGGAAAAUCUUUGUUUUUAACAGGUGGAACUGGUUUUGUUGGAAAACAAAUCAUUGAAAAACUUCUUCGAUCAUGUUCAGAUAUUAAUCAUAUUUAUAUUCUUAUAAGAUCAAAACGAAAUAAAAAUAUUAAUGAUCGAAUCAAUCAUUUAUGUUCUUUACCUUUAUUCGAUAAAAUUCGUUCAUUAAAUCCAAAUUUUCAAUCGAAAUUAAUUCCAAUCAUUGGUGAUUUAACGAAAGUUAAUUUUGAUUUGAGUUGUGAAGAUGAACAAUUGAUCAUAAAUAAUUGUCAUAUGAUUAUUCAUUCAGGUGCUUCGAUUCGAUUUAAUGAACCAUUUAAAGAAGCGAUUAAAUCGAAUGUUUUAUCUGUUCAAAGUAUUAUUAAUUUAUGUAGAAAAAUGAAACAAUUACAGUCGUGUGUUCAUAUCUCGACUGCGUAUGUUCAUUGUUAUCGAACAGAUAUUGAGGAAAUUAUUUAUCCAACCAAUGAAAAUCCUCAAUUAAUUUUAGAAGCUUUAGAAAAUCUCGAUGGGAAAUUAUUUGAUCAUUUAGCAUUGAAAUCCGCGAAGAAUUAUCCAAAUAUUUAUACAUAUACAAAGUCUUUAUCUGAAUAUUUGAUUUUUCAACAAACAAAAGAUUUACCAUUUGCGAUCAUUCGUCCUUCAAUUAUUGGUGCAACAUGGAAAGAACCAAUACCAGGAUGGAUUGAUAAUUACAGUGGAACAACAAGUAUUCUCACUUCAUUGGGAAAAUGUUUAUUAAGAUCAGGUCAAGCUAAUUCACAUAUUGAUCAUCCAUUAAUUCCAGUUGAUAUUGUUGCAAAUAUGACAAUAGCUAUUGGAUGGAUUACAGCAACUAAAAACAAUUUAUUAUCAAAUCCAAUGGUUUAUAAUUGUUCAACUGGAUCAAAUUAUAAGACUUGUGUCUCAUUUUCUGAUUAUGUUGAAAUUGUAAUUCGAGAACAAAAAUCAAUUGGAUUUGAGAAUUAUCGAAUAAUUCAACCAAAUCUUUAUCUUACAACAACAACACCCUUUUAUUAUAUUCGACGUUUCUUCGAAGAAAUCCUUCCCGCAUAUUUAAUUGAUUUCUUUUGUUUAUUAACAUUUCGUAAAACAGGAAUGGUCAAAUUAAAUAAAAAAAUUUCAAAUGCCGUAGCCACUUUAAAUUAUUUCGCAUCGAAUCAAUGGAUAUUUUCUAAUCAUAAUAGUCAAUUUUUAUUAAAUCAAAUGACAGAUUUUGAUAAACAAGAAUUUCAUUUCGAUGUUAAAGAUAUUAAUUGGACACUUUAUCUUCGAAAUUAUUGUAUUGGAGUGAAAAAAUAUUUAUUAAAAGAACCGUUGUAUCAAUCGAAAAAAUCAAAAUUAACUUUGACAAAAACUAUAAUGCGAUAUUUUCUUUCAAUGUUAUUUUUCUUGGUUUUCACAUGGCUUACUCGAAGAUUCUUUCCAAUUCGAAUUCCAUCAUUCAAAACUAUUUUUUAUUAG
Adineta ricciae is the source of this 1527-nucleotide messenger RNA. The record is from the annotation of a GenBank genome assembly. NCBI's taxonomy places the organism in Eukaryota, Metazoa, Rotifera, Eurotatoria, Adinetida, Adinetidae.